Messenger RNA from Gambusia affinis (western mosquitofish), 1233 nucleotides. RefSeq names its product cell surface glycoprotein CD200 receptor 1. Lineage: Eukaryota; Metazoa; Chordata; Actinopteri; Cyprinodontiformes; Poeciliidae. Gene Ontology annotation, molecular function: signaling receptor activity. The record is from RefSeq and is a predicted model, not a curated record. Bases 224 to 1111 code for a protein of 295 amino acids. Gene Ontology annotation, biological process: regulation of neuroinflammatory response. The transcript has 7 exons.
CACACAUCUUAUAUAUAACCCUCAUUUUCCUGAGGCUUGUGAGGGAUUCUUGGUUUGUGUGGAUGAAGUAGUGGAGCGUCUUCUGUCGAACCUCAGAGCAAAGUUCGAAGGAAAGUGCAAUAGCACGAGAGCUAGCACAGGAUCUUGGCUUGAUGCAAUGGUUUGAAGAAUUGACACUUUUACUGCAACAACGUUUGCUAAAAAAAGAAAUCAGAGAUCAGACAUGAUGUGGAUUUAUAUCUUGAUCUUCUUCACCGCAUCAAGGGCCAUAGCUCAAGGAACUACUAACCCAAAUAUCAUUGUGAACACAACUACUUCACCUCUGAAAGUUUAUGUUAACAGAAAGGAAGUGUUCAAUCUUGGGAGCGAUGCUAGACUCAUCUGCAGCAACAGGACUCAGAAUAAGUCGAUAUUUGUUAUCUGGAACAUUGAACUAAAACACAAAACCUGCAAGAUCUCCUUUAGCAACGAGGGUCAAAACAUUAACUCCUGCAAUGAUGGAAAAUCCAUACAAAUCUCAAAUGAUCAGUCAUUCCUGCACAUCCCAAACUUUUCAGCCAGUGAUGUUGGAGCUUACAGUUGUGAAUCAACUUACACUGGAGGAAAUGAAGAUUAUAGGAUUACAGUGGGUGUCACAGCUCCUCCUGCUGUGUCUACCUGGUUAGAGCGAAGGGGCAACAAGAUUGUGGCCGUGUGCAGAGCUGAAAGAGGGAUUCCUGCUGCCAACAUCAGCUGGAGUGUCAUAGGAAAUCACUCUGUGACACAGCAGAAUGACCCAGAUGGAUUUGUAACAGUAGAGAGUCAGCUGGAGAUCCCUGAAGACAUUGAUCAAGAAAAUUUGACCUGCAUCGUCUGGCACCAGUUUUGGGAGCAGGAGAAGACGUUCAUACCCAGAUUCAGAGGGCAUCCAAUUUUGUACUUUAUCCCUAUUUUUGGGAUAAUCUUCAUUCUCGUGGCAGGUUUUUUCAUCUAUGCACUAAAGAAAGUAAUAUUAUUGAGACAAUGUCAACAGACAGACACAUCAUCCAAAUCACCUCCGCAGACAGAGGAUGUGGAGGAAGUGGAGCCUUAUGCUAGCUACGUUCAACGUGUGAACUCAAUAUACAACUGAUGUGUGCAUAAAAUUCCUGUUGAUGCAACACGGUCGCACACAGAAAUGCACAUCAUGGGACUUUGUGAAAAAGCGAGGGCUGUGAAACUGAGAAAUGGUAAAAUAGUAAGAAGAAGAAGAAG